Messenger RNA from Penicillium vulpinum, 1665 nucleotides. RefSeq lists its product as uncharacterized. Bases 1 to 1665 code for a protein of 554 amino acids. Lineage: Eukaryota; Fungi; Ascomycota; Eurotiomycetes; Eurotiales; Aspergillaceae. The transcript has 2 exons. The record is from RefSeq and is a predicted model, not a curated record.
AUGGUGGACGUGCUGGCUAUUUCUGGGGCACCGAAGUCAUGGAUGGCCCAUCCGAAGGAGUACACUGAGUUGCCUGAACUGAUUUCCGCCUACUCAUCGGGCUGGAGUUCAGAUUAUUUUGAUAAACAAUUUUCCUCUUCCCCCACAGAUUGGUAUUCAGUCUUCUACCCAUCCACAACACAUUCCCAUUUGGACUUUCAUUUGCUGCAUCACUCUUCCACAACUAUUCAAACACAACAACUACCUAAAAAACUCACUAGAGCGAUGAUGGACCAACAGCGUUUGCCCAGACAGCCCAUGUCUCUCAUGGAUGAUAGGCGCUACUUGCCACUCCGAGUGGAAGAUCCUUGCGCGACUGCGUAUUCGCAGAGCGUCUCUCCAUUCAUGACGCGUCUCGACCUGAACAGCACUCUUUCAAGCAAUGGAAGCUCUUACUGCGAAUUUGAUCUUGAGUCACUUGAGCACUUUGACGAGCCUUUCACCACUCGCGCGGGGGAAACACAUGCUGGGCUGGUUCAUCCAAUACCACGGAGCAAUAUUUCCAUGGUGACUAGCAACUCCUUCCUCUUGAACACCGAUGAAAUACCUUUUUCUCCACCCUCGGAACUCCCAGAUAAUUCAUGGAGUGAGCAAGCCAUUUUCAACACUCACUUCAAUAUUCCAAACCAAAAUAGCGCCAACUACCCCAUGGGCACACCCUUCAAUCCUCACUCACACAAUGCACAUCUGGCGCAAUCCAUCACUCCUCCAAAUGCAAAACCUGUGAAUUAUCACGAGGAUAUAUCGUGGCCUGUUUGUCAACCAGCCGACGCGACUGAUAUCUGCUAUCCUACUCGUGACCCCAAUGUCUCGUCGGCGGAGGGCAGCUGGCACACCCACAACGCAUACAGUGCACCUUGGCCUGUCACCAAUGCUUACACCUGCCCGAACGAGUGCAAUGAGCCUUUUUCCCAUGUCUAUGGAAUGAGCAGUGCACAAUCUAUGCUUUCUUUUGGUCCUACACCCGUGCCUUUGGGCUCAUCAGCGCCCAUGGUCCACCAGUCCUAUCUGCCUACUUCUGUGCCCUAUGUAAUCUCCAUCGAGGCAUCUAAAUACCACCUCACGCCCCAGCCAAUGUACCUUCCAAGCACACAGCCAGUUCCCUCUGACACAGAAUUUGGAUCCCCAGACCAGAAAUCAGCAAACAGCCUCAGUCCAUCCUUCUCCGCCUCAAGCAACGAAGCAAAAUCCCCACAGCAGAGUGGAGAAGGCCAAAGCAGGGUUGAAGGAGGCUCGCACUACAGCAACGAGCGGAACUCAUUCCUUAUCGACUGCAAGCGUCGCGGACUAUCAUACAAGGACAUCAAGCGAGUUGGCGGCUUCAAGGAGGCGGAGUCUACACUCCGAGGCCGAUAUCGCACUCUUACCAAGUCCAAAGACCAGCGAGUACGAAAACCUAAAUGGCAGGACAAGGAUAUCCGACUCCUUUGCGAAGCCGUCAGAACUCACGCCGAAACACAAGAUGUGUAUAACUCAUUGACCAAUAUCAAUAUGAACAUGAAUGAGCCACCGAAAGUAUCCUGGAAAAAGGUUGCCGAGCACAUUUGGAAAAAUGGGGGAUCUUACCAUUUUGGAAAUGCGACUUGCAAGAAGAAGUGGUGCGAGAUUCACAACAUUACUCUUUGA